Molecule: messenger RNA, 8040 nt
Organism: Xenopus tropicalis (tropical clawed frog)
Lineage: Eukaryota; Metazoa; Chordata; Amphibia; Anura; Pipidae
Gene: acan
Product: aggrecan
Exons: 19
Coding region: 402-5453 (1683 amino acids)
Biological process (GO): cell adhesion
Cellular component (GO): extracellular region
Molecular function (GO): calcium ion binding; hyaluronic acid binding; carbohydrate binding
Source: RefSeq, a predicted model, not a curated record
AGGAGGGUCCAGCACUUGGUAAUCAGCAGGAAUUUCCAGGAGGGAAAAAAGUUGACAGGAGGAGUCUGGAAGUCAGUGCCUGUUUAACUUGGUCUGAAUGUGAAAAAAAUUUCUUUCCCUCACACAAUACACUACAGCCCUGCUGCUUCUCCUGCUGCUGCUGCUGACUGCCUGACACAGAACUAUAAGGGGGAUUUUGCUUUCUGCUGAGGGGUGGAAGGCUGGAAAACAUCUGGAAGCUGUGAAGAAGUCAUCCUAGAAAAAAACAGAGUGCCAAGAAUAUUCCCUUCAGAGAAACAAGGAAAGAAGGAAAAAAACAAGAAAACUUAAAUUUCACUUUUCUGCCAGGUGUAUGGGACAUAGAUAAUUGAAAAUCUGCACUGAAUUGUUAAAGGUAAACUAUGACCACUUUACUAUUAGUGUUCGUUUGCUUGCGGGUCAUCGCUGCAGCGAUAUCCGUAGAAGUUUCAGACCAUCACAACGCACUGAGCGUGAUUAUACCUGUAGAAGCUCCACUGAAAGUCCAGCUUGGACAUUCCCUUACCAUCCCUUGUUUCUUCAUAAAUGCUUUGGAAGAUGUGACUGUGGCUCCCUCAACAGCACCCUUAACACCAAGGAUCAAGUGGAGCAAACAUGUCAAAGGAAAGGAAACCGUCCUGCUGGUAGCCACAGAUGGACAUGUUCGUGUAAAUGACAUCUACCAAGGCCGUGUCUCUAUGCCCACCUACCCACUUGCCCCUACAGAUGUCAGCCUGGAAAUUUCCAACAUACUGUCUAAUGAUUCAGGAAUCUACCGCUGUGAAGUGAUGCAUGGGAUAGAAGACAGCCAAGCUACAGUAGAGGUUAAUGUGAAAGGUGUCGUUUUCCACUACAGAGCAAUCUCGACCAGAUAUACUUUGGACUUUGAAAAUGCCAAAAAAGCCUGCAUACAAAACAGUGCCACCAUUGCCACCCCCGAGCAGCUCCAGGCAGCAUAUGAUGAUGGUUACCACCAAUGUGAUGCUGGGUGGCUUUCCGACCAGACCGUUCGUUAUCCAAUUCAUAAUCCACGUGAAGCCUGCUACGGAGACAAGGACAUGUUUCCAGGAGUGAGAACAUAUGGAGUUCGCGAAACAGAUGAAACAUAUGAUGUGUAUUGCUAUGUUGAGGAUAUGCAGGGUGAAGUGUUUUAUGCAACAUCUCCUGAAAAGUUCACCUUUGAUGAAGCAGAAAAGCAAUGUAAGAGCCUUGGUGCCAGAUUGGCCACAACUGGAGAGCUCUAUGUGGCAUGGAAAAGUGGAAUGGAUAUGUGCAGUGCGGGUUGGUUGGGAGACCGCAGUGUUAGGUACCCCAUAUCCUUUGCUCGGCCAAACUGUGGUGGAAAUUUAGUAGGCGUAAGAACAGUUUAUCUCCACCCCACCAACCAGACUGGAUAUCCUAAUCCACUAUCUCGGUAUGAUGCUAUCUGCUACAAAGCUGGACCAGAUGAGGAAAUCACUAUUCAAACCAUUACACAGCCAAGUUUAGAGAUCAUCCUUCCCCGUAAUGAGACAGAAGAGGAGGCUCGUGGCAGUAUUGCUUCUCUUGAACCAACAGACUUUACCCUUACACCUACUGAUUUUGAGGAAUUUUUCACAGCAACCCCUGAGCUUGUGCUAACAGAAGGGCCAUUUGAAAAUGUCACAGAAGAAGUAUUUCCCCUUGAAAAUAUUACAGCAUCACUCCAAACAGAAGCCCCUGGUACAGCAGAUGUGACAUUCUCUGAGGGUCCAGAGUUUAAUGCAACAACAUCUUUAGGAGAGCAAAUAGUUCCUGCAACAGCUGCUCCUGCUGAAGCUGGGCCAGAAAAAGACAUUUCUAAGACUGGUGUUGUCUUUCAUUACCGAGCUGCUUCCAGUCGAUAUUCCCUUAACUUCACCGAGGCUAAACAGGCAUGUCUGGACAACAAUGCUAUCAUUGCAAGCCCUGCUCAGCUCCAGGCUGCCUAUGAAGCUGGAUUUGAUCAAUGUGAUGCUGGAUGGAUAUCAGACCAAACUGUCAGAUACCCAAUAGUCACUCCAAGAGAAAACUGUCAUGGAGACAAGAAUGGAUUUCCUGGGGUUAGAAAUUAUGGAGUGGUAAACCCAAAUGCACAUUUUGAUGUGUACUGCUACAUUGAUAAACUUCAUGGAGAGGUGUUUUUUGCCACUCAACCAGACCAGUUUACUUUCCAAGAAGCAAAAGAAUUUUGUGAUGGACAAAAUGCCUCAUUGGCCUCCACUGGACAGCUCUAUAUGGCCUGGAGGUUGGGGUUGGACAAGUGUAGAGCAGGCUGGUUGUCAGAUGGAAGUGUCCGCUACCCCGUUGUGACACCUCGCAGAGCCUGUGGAGGAGACGUACCUGGAGUGCGGACAGUCUACAUUCAUCCUAAUCAAACAGGAUUCCCUGAUCCUCUGUCAAAAUACCACGCCUUUUGUUUCCGAGAAGAGAUUCCAGGUUUUCCAUCAAUUGAGGAGGAGCUUAUUGUGCCUGAGGUAGUCCCAGAAGUAGAGAAAUUACCUUCUGGAGAAGGACCAACUUCCGAAAUUGAGACUGUGACUGAAUUUGAAAAUCAGACAGAUAUGUGGCUGGCAAAUGUCACUGUAAUUCCUACUAUUGAUUCAUCAGUAACAGUCAGUCCUUCAGUUGUUCCAAUUGUGAGCCCAGAUCCAGAAGAUAUAAGUGGAGAGACAUCAGCAAUAGGCAGUGGAGUAAGUGGAGAACUAUCUGGAUUGCCAUCUGGAGUAUCUAGUGGAGAUGUGUCUGGUGCUGAUCUAAGUGGACAACCAUCAGGAGCUGAAGAAAGUGGAUUUCCAUCUGGCACUGACAUUUCUGGAGUGAGUGGACUGCCAUCUGGUGACAUAUCUGGUGACAUAUCAGGUGAACCUGAUAUUAGUGGACUGCCAUCUGGAUUUCCUUCAGGAGUUGAAGACAUAUCAGGUCAAGGUUCUGGAGUUCCAGAUAUAAGUGGGUUGUCUUCUGUACCAAUUGAAACAAGUGGUCUCCCUUCUGGAGAGCCAUCUGGAGAUGAGAUAAUUAGUGGUUCAGCUUCUGGAAUUGAGAUAAUUAGUGGCCUUUUUUCUGGUACAGAAGAUUUCAGUGGCAUUGCCUCAGGCUUCCCAACAAUUACACAUGUAGAUACAACUUGGGAAGAAGCUGUUACAAAACCAACAGAAACUGAACUAGAAGGAAAGGGAGAAAUUGAAUUAAGUGCAUCAGGAAUAGAAUUAAGUGGAGAUCUUUCUGGCUUAGAGCCCAGUGGAGAGGUCUCUGGAUUUGACCUUAGUGGGGUUACUUCAUCAGUAGUAGAAAGCAGUGGAGAUCUCUCUGGAAUUAUUUCUAGUGGUGAUAUUAGUGGAGAGCCAUCAGGUAUAAUUGAUUUGAGUGGUGAAGUGUCAGGAGUAACUGAUAUUAGUGGAGAUUUGUCAGGAUUAAAGGAUUUUAGUGGUGAGACAUCAGGAAUAUUGGAUUUUAGUGGUGAGCUAUCUGGCCUAAGUGGAGAAUCAUCAGGAAUUAUUUCUGUAAGUGGUGGAUUUUCUGGAGAUAUAGAUUUUAGUGGGGAGAUUUCUGGAGUAAGAGAGAUUAGUGGGGAGAUUUCUGGAGUAAGAGAGAUUAGUGGGGAGAUUUCUGGAGUAAGAGAGAUUAGUGGGGAGCUUUCUGGAGUUCCUGACAUCAGUGGCUCGGCCUCCGGUAUCUUAGAGAUACCAUCAGGUGUUUUUCUUAUUGACCAAGCUUUGACAGAACUCUCUCAGCCAUCAACAAAAGAAGAGGAAGGAAAAGGGUCUGUUGGAAUAAGUGGCUUUUAUUCAGGAGAUGUUGACAGCUCUGGAGACAUAUCUGGCAUCUUGGAUGUCAGUGGUGGACCUUCAGGUUUUAUAGACAUUAGUGGUUUUGUUUCAGGGGCUGUUCCUAGUGGUGAUAUAGAUAUUAGUGGUGUAUCAGACAUAAGUGGUGCAACAUCUGGAGUUGAAUAUGUUAGUGGCUUACAAUCUGGAUUUGAUGAUCUAAGUGGAGUCCCUACUGUUUCUCAUAUUGAUUUCACAUUAAAAGAGCCACCAACUCAAGGUCCUGAUACUCAAGAAGCAGGAGAAGGUCCAUCAGUAAUACUUGAGAUCAGUGGAAUAUCUGGAGAAUCUUUGCCAUCAGGAACUCAUGAAGGCAGUCUAGAAAGUUCAGGCAUAUAUACAUCAGGAUUUUCUCAAGUCACACUUGUUACUGAUGAUACUGUAGAAGCCAUCACAAAACCAGCAGUUUCACAAGAGCUAGGUGGUGUUACUUUUGCAUACCCAAUAGAAACAUCAGCAUCUGGUGAUAUUAGCACCGAGGCAUCUGCAACUCAUGAAACCAGUGGAAAACAAGAAACAUCUCUAGAAGGAAGCACUGAACCAAGCUCUGGACAGCUGACAUUUUUGCCACCAGAAAUAUCUGAAACAUCAGAAUCUGAAAUAACUCAUUCUCCUGAGGAAGCACAACAGGAAACAGAAUUAGUUACUUCAGUUGAACUGGGUGAAGUAACAGAUGAACCCACGAUUGAAGCAGCCAGUCCUUCAAGUCUAAUUGCAACUGAGUCUGAAGGAAUAAUUGGAUCAUGUGCUGAUCAACCCUGCGGAGCUGGAACAUGUACAGAAAAGGAAGGAAGAAUAUACUGUGCCUGCCUGCCAGGCUAUGGUGGAGAACUUUGUAAUAUAGACAUUGAUGAGUGCCACUCAAGCCCCUGUGUGAAUGGAGCUACCUGCGUUGAUGGCAUCGACUCAUUCAAAUGCUUAUGCCUUCCCAGCUACGGAGGGGACCUAUGUCAGAUCGAUCUAGAGGUGUGUGAGGAUGGAUGGACCAAGUUCCAGGGUCACUGCUACAAACACUUUUCAGAGAGAGAAACUUGGGUGGAUGCAGAAAACGUCUGUCGGUAUCACCAGUCCCAUCUAGCGAGCAUUCUCACACCUGAAGAGCAAGAAUUUGUGAAUGGUAACGCUCAGGACUAUCAAUGGAUUGGGCUGAAUGAUAAGACAAUUGAAAAUGAUUUCCGCUGGUCAGAUGCAAACCCCUUGCAAUAUGAAAACUGGAGGCCAAACCAACCAGAUAACUUCUUCACCACGGGAGAAGAUUGUGUUGUUAUGAUCUGGCAUGAACGAGGAGAAUGGAAUGAUGUUCCCUGUAACUACCACCUGCCAUUUACAUGCAAAAAGGGAACAGUGGCUUGUGGUGAUCCUCCAGCAGUGCAAAACGCCUACACACUAGGAAAAAAGAAAGCACGUUAUGAAAUCAGCUCCUUAGUGCGGUAUCAAUGUAACCAAGGCUACCUACAACGCCAUGUUCCUAUAAUCCGAUGUCUACCAACUGGGCACUGGGAUGAGCCCAGGAUACAGUGCAUAGAUCUUACCACUUACAGACGACACAAGAGAAACCCCAGAAGUCGGUCGAGAGCAAUUGCCACAUCUGAACAGGGAAAGGCCCAUUAAAAAGGAAAUAGACAAAAAAAAGAAUAUUGUAAAGAACAUUUAUAUUAACUAUGUCAAUUUCAAUUUGUUUGUCAUGUAAGGAGUUUAUAUUCAAGAAAAUCCCAAGUUGUAUAUAAAAAAACACCAAAGCAAAUUAGGUUUCAACAAUUUUACUAAUGGUCUGAGAAGGGCCUUUGUGAGUGCCCAUGUCGUGCCAUUAUUCAGAGGGUUUUAAGAAAGGUAGAGUGGCUUUGAGUGGGAAUAGAAGGGCAACAUAGUGCCAUAAAGACUAUUUUCCCAUUGUCUUGAUUAACUAUAAUGUGAGUAUAAUGUGAUAUUUUUAUUAUUUAAACUCCAGGCUGGCCGAAUAAUAAUAAUAAUAAAAAAAAAUAUAAAUAUAUUAAAUGUUACAAACACAUUGCACGCCAAGAACCUUGAAUAAAUAAUUGUGAACUGUUGCUGAAUGUAUCUCCAGUGUGAGAGGACAAAGGGGUGGGUGGAAGGGUAUUAGGAGAAAGCAUUGUCCACAAGGACUUUUUAUUAAAAGGAAACUGAUUUAGGAACAGCUGUCACAAUAUGUUCUUACACUUGCUACCAUUAUAAUCCCCUUCUAUCAUUGUAUGUACACAUGUUUUUUUUUUCUUUGCAUUCUGCUGUUUAGAAGCGCAGUCGUAUAUGGAUUACAGGAGGCAGUUAUUAGGUAGGCAAAGCAUUAAUGCAGUAGCUGUAGCAGGUUUAUGUAGGACUCUAAAUGGAAUCAAAGGAGCAACUCCUGCUUCUGCCUGCUUUCAAAAGGCACCUCCAUGUUUAUGAAUUUGGCACAUCAGGCAUGCAGAAAGCACUUGUGUGUACAUACAUAGGCCUAGACAUAGCCCUUUUUUCAUCAGUGGAAAGGCUUAUAAAUAAAGCUAUAAAUGUAAUUUAUAUGAAAAGUAUCUUCUUACUUAGGAUUUCCCUUUUAGGAUUAUGUUUAUAUAUCUUUUACAGUUUGUUCUUAGGGAACACUAAGGGCAACAUCACAUUGUCACCCAUGGGCAAUUGCCUUUCCUAGCAUAGGAAGCGGCUGCUGCUGGUGCUCACAUCACCUCGGGCACCACACUUCUUAAUGUUUUUAGGCAAUGGCGUACAUUAAACCUACUCUGGAAUGUUUGCACGCAAUAGUACUAUAUCUGCCCUUAGACUGACAGUUUCACAUAGUUCUCCUACUAGUUAUAACAUUUGUUUGUAAAAUGAGCAUUGGAUAUAUUUUUAUAUUUUAUUAAAAUAGUUUUUGAAAAUACCAAAUAAUGUUUGAGAAGCCUGGUGUCUGUGAAUUUUUUCCAAAAGGCUUAACAUUUGUAGAACAAAAUCAUUUUCUGGUAUACAAAAAUGCCAAGCUUUCCAAACAUUAAUUUGCUGCUCAAAAGACUUUUUUCUACAGAAUCCUGUCCUAUUGCCUCAUAUAGGCUUCUAUAAAUAAUUGGAAUCUCUUGGCUAUCCUAUCCAAUGUUCUAAAGCAGAGAAUGCUAUAAACAUUCCCAAACACUAUGGGGCCGAUUUAUUGUUCCCUGAUAUAUUUUUAAGCAGUAAUGAUAGCUACUAUCCUUUGAAAAAAUGUAAGCAUUCCUAUCUAAUAUUUUACAUCUGCAUUGGAACUAUACAUUUCAAAUAAUUCAAACUGCAUUUUAGUAUUUAAAUGUGUUUGUUAAAAAACUUUACUCAAACGUUUGAUAAUAUUGAACUUGAAUUGAAUUUGUAACUGUUCCUAGUUGAGUUGAACUUUGUUUCAUUAACACUGAUUUGUAAAGGCUCUGAUUCUGGUUCUGCUCAGUUCUGCCCACCUCAAAGUUGACUUUGGCCUCAAUACCCAAUAAAUGUACCUAAAUACCCUUUUUAUUCUGGCGUGCCCUUAUAAAGCAUAAAUGUUGAGCAAAUGGGAAAUUUUAUGUGACUGUUACAAUGCCCUUCCAAUGUUCUACCAGAUAUAUUUGUGCUCUCUUUAAGCCUUUUUGACCCAAAACCUGCAGAUUUGUGUUUUCAAAAUGAUACUUUAGACUCAGAACCAACAGGACCUGUGAGUUUGUAUCAUGCAGCUUUCUACAAUUAAAAUGUCCAAGUGUUUGAAGAACACAUUGCUGUGACUUCUUGUGGUCAUGUUGAAUGAAGAACUGAGAAUACCACAUAUCCACCAGUUAUCUGCUUCCCCUGCACCUCCAGCAGCACCCAAGUCUCUUGUUUAGUAGUUCCAUUUUAUCACCACCCCAAUGUAGGACAGAGACGAAAUGCUUUCAUGUCCCAUUUGCUCUCCGGGGACCGUGCAGUGCAUGAUGUUUCCGUGCACCUAUUUAUAUUAAAAGAAUAACUUUAUUAAAAAUAACAAUUGGAGCACUAAUUGUUUUUAUUUUUUAUUUAAAUUAAGUUGCAAUAGAUUUCAAGACUUUUGAAAGCGCUUCUGUGUUUAAUAUCAUGUUCCACAACCUCUAUAUCUUUUUUAUUGUAAAAAAGAAAAUGAAUAUUUUAUUAAAAACAUGUGCAUAGAGAGAAGGCAAAAGAAAGAAUGUUUCUAACACCCCCCCAAAAAUUGUGAUACAUGUAUAAUAAAAUGCGAACUUGUUGUAUUUUAUUUUUA